This is a messenger RNA of Penicillium angulare, 264 nucleotides long. RefSeq lists its product as uncharacterized. NCBI's taxonomy places the organism in Eukaryota, Fungi, Ascomycota, Eurotiomycetes, Eurotiales, Aspergillaceae. The record is from RefSeq and is a predicted model, not a curated record. Bases 1 to 264 code for a protein of 87 amino acids. The transcript has a single exon.
AUGGGUAGUUCGGGUAUUUCCGAGCUGGAGUUGACAUCCAACGGGCUUUUCCGUUUCCGGCAAUCUAUCUAUCAUGUGUUUGACGGAUGGGAUGUACUUUUGAGGGGUACUUUAACAUACUCGGUCACCGUGACACUUGGAUCCCAUAUAGAGGAGGAUCUCGCUGAUCAAUCUUGGUACUAUGGUAUCGUCUCAGAGCCAGGUUCCUCCGCGGCCGAGAUUUUGCAGGGUGGGGGUUUGCACCUGGGGGGUCCUCGCUUGUAA